Trichechus manatus latirostris (Florida manatee) is the source of this 1755-nucleotide messenger RNA. Its product is annotated as trifunctional nucleotide phosphoesterase protein YfkN-like. Gene Ontology annotation, molecular function: hydrolase activity. Bases 1 to 1755 code for a protein of 584 amino acids. Lineage: Eukaryota; Metazoa; Chordata; Mammalia; Sirenia; Trichechidae. The record is from RefSeq and is a predicted model, not a curated record. Gene Ontology annotation, biological process: nucleotide catabolic process. The transcript is spliced from 8 exons.
AUGGAGGCCUCUGAGGAGACGGCAGAAGUGGCACCGCAUCAGCCUUCAGAGCUGGAGACUGAGUCCUCUCUGAAGACCUUGGGGGACACGUCGGGAGACAUCGGUCCCUACGACUUGACCAUUCUUCAUUUCAAUGAUGUUUACGACGUGGACCCGAAGCCUGAGGAACCCGUAGGAGGUGCCGCUAGAUUUGCAACAGCUCUGAAAAACUUCAGUUUCCUGAAUCCACUUUUGAUUUUUAGUGGUGACUGCUUAAAUCCUUCAGUAUUAAGUACAAUAACAAAAGGAAAGCAUAUGAUUCCUGUAUUAAAUGAAUUGGGAGUACAUUUUGCAGUUUUUGGAAACCAUGAAUUUGAUUUUGGUGUGGAUAUUUUGGAAGAAUACAUGAAGCAAAUGCACUUUACAUGGCUUCUCAGUAAUGUGUAUGACAGAUUUACUUCUGAACCUCUUGGACAUGGUGCAGUAAAAAAAAUCAUUAUUUGGAACAGUGUGAAAAUUGGUUUAAUGGGAUUAGUGGAAGAAGAUUGGCUAGAUACCUUGGCUACAGUUAAUAAGUCAAAUCUAAACUAUAGAGAUUAUGUUGAAGUUGCUAACCAAAUAGCAAUAGAACUUAAAGAAGAAGGAGCUGAUCUUGUCAUUGCAGUAACUCACAUGAAGUGGGGAAAUGAUACAAGGCUUGCACAAAAAGCUCAAGGGGUCAAUUUGAUUUUAGGGGGCCAUGACCAUGAUUAUGGAAUUAGGAAGGUGAAUGAAACUUGGAUUGUCAAAAGCGGAUCUGAUUUUAAAAACUUGACAAAAAUAAACAUAAGACUCUUUGGUGCAUCUUUCCAAUAUAUAUUUGAGAAAGUGGACAUUUUGAAUUAUUUGGAAGAAGAUUCGUGUAUUAAAGCAAUAGUAAAAGAUUUCACUCAAAACAUACAGUAUAUGUUAGAAGAAGUUCUCUGCCCAAUUGACAUGGAAUUAGAUGGCCGUGAAAUUACUGUAAGAAGAUCUGAGAGCAAUCUGGGAAAUUUGGUAACUAAUGCGAUGUUGGAAGCUACUCGUGCUGAUGUAGCACUGCUUAAUUCAGGCACUCUUCGAUCAAAUCGGAUACAUCCGGUGGGGAAUUUCACUUUGCAUGAUCUUUUGGCUAUCCUUCCCAUAGUGGACCCAGUUUUAGUUGUCAGAGUAACAGGUGCACAGCUGCUUGAAGCACUUGAAAAUGGGGUUUAUAAAUACCCAGCUCUAGAUGGGAGAUUUCCUCAAGUUGCUGGAAUAGAAUUUGGGUUUGAUCCAGAUGCAGAACCAGGAUGCCGGAUCAUAAGAGAUACUGUAAAAGUUCAAGGACAAUACUUAAGGAAAAAAAAAGUUUAUCUUCUUGCUAUUAAGGAGUAUAUUGCAAAUGGGAAGGAUGGUUACACUAUGUUGAAAAGUUGUCCUCGGAUGUUUGACACAGAAACAGCACAAGUACUUUCUACGGUAGUCAUGAAUCAUUUUGAAUCGAUAAAAAUUUUGCAGGGAAGGAAACAGUGCUUUUCAGGCCAUCGAAUGAGUUUAAUUACUACUACAGCCAAAUCCCCAUCAUUAACAGCUUUUGAGGAAAAAUCAGAUACACAAUCAGCAGUAAUUGCAGUGCCUGGAAUAGAAGGACGGAUUUGCCAUAUUUCUCAGGACAUGAAAGAGCAUUUGCACCAGCUUAGAACUGCAAGAAAACAAGGCUUAAGAACUUUUCCCACCAUUAGUGAUAAUUCAUGUGAAAUUUCUGAUUCUGAUUGA